Messenger RNA from Penicillium canescens, 2035 nucleotides. RefSeq lists its product as uncharacterized. The transcript has 7 exons. NCBI's taxonomy places the organism in Eukaryota, Fungi, Ascomycota, Eurotiomycetes, Eurotiales, Aspergillaceae. The record is from RefSeq and is a predicted model, not a curated record. Bases 495 to 1841 code for a protein of 448 amino acids.
CUUCCCUCUACUUCCUCAAAAACUACAAAAGCUUGCCAUGUGAUAAGACAAAAACAUCAUCAUAAUCAUAAUUUACCGUCUCAAUGUCAGGAUAUUACGAUUACCCGUUUGAAGAUGCGUGGCAUUAGGAUAUCCCGGAAGUGAUAGCGGGAGAUGGCGGAUGUGAAACACAAACGAUCAGGGUCGGGAUCGGCGGUGCACCGAUUUAUGUCGACAUAUCUACUGCAUACUGACAUCAAAUCAUUCUAGGGGCACUAUUGGCAAACCGGAUUUGUCGAAUGACCAUUGUCUUCAGUGAUCCUUGAUUUUUAUUUGACAUGAUUAGGGAAAGGAAAGAUUUUUAAUUAAGUAUAACGUUAUAGUAGAGAUAAAGUAUAGAAAAAUCUCGAAGAGUUGAAGAGGGCUGUGUAGAUACUUCGAAGGUUUGUUUUCAAUGACAUCACGCCACGUUACGUCAGGUACCUACUAACACAGCCAAACUUGUAUGGCAACGGAUGUACCCGAGCCCCCGUCGUUUCCGGCCAAAUUUUCUGGUCUUGCGCCUCUUCUCUUUCUUCCUUUUAACUUGCACGCCAUGUCCUAAUAUCCCCCUUGUUUUGACCCGUGUACCCCUGAAAAUUCUAUCAAGCGGUCCCGCCCUGAUGGAAGAAGAAACCGUCCCUGCACAAGCCGGGCCUGCGCAAGAGCCAGCGCAAGAGCCAGCGCAAGUCGAACUAGCGAACUUCGAACUUCCAACGCACACCGAGCCGCCACCGCUCCCCUACUCGCUCCAUACAAGGAAGAAGUCGAUUCUCUUCUUUUGGACCAUUUUCGUGAUCGAUACAUUGGGCCAACCACUGAUCUUUUACUGGUGUCUAUGGUAUCUGACGGAUCUAUCCCAUAACGUGGUCUUUUCAAUCGUCACCGCAUCCUUGGGAGGUGUCUCAGUCUUCGAAUACUUUUACCGCCUUUACAAUUUGUUCCGCAAAAACUCGCGCGCUCGACCGCUGAAUGCCCGUGUGUCAUGGCUGGACUUUUUUCAAAUCAACUUCACAAUUGUGUGGUUGAUCUUGGCCGUCGAGCUUAUCGCUGGAUCGGUACCUCACGAACCAUAUGUGCGUCUCAUUGCCAUGGUUCUCCCGACCGUCAUGUUCUAUUUCGGCAUCGUCUACCUCUCUCUCGACAUCUUCCGUAUGAUGGGCUUUAAAGCCCCAUUCCGAAUUUCGUCUACUCCCAAGGGCUCCGUCAUGCCGACCGCUCUAUACGCUCUUAUUGAGGAUGUGGUUGCAGUAGACGGUGGUGGUGGACAGAUAUACCGAUACGCCCUUCGAACACGAUACCUCUCGAGUCCCUAUUUCCGACGAAUGCUUUUCGAAAUGAACUGCUUCUGGAGUGGAGGAUCUAUUGUAUUCGCCGCUGCCAUUACCGCGGUAGUGUUCACAGUCGAAGAACCCGUGGCAUUCACACUGGGCUGGUCCCUUCCAUUUGCCUGGGCCAUCGUCUGGACUAUAAUCACAAUCCCUUGGGUACAGAGUGAUCUCCGCCGUGAAAAGAGAGCGUGGGCAGAGAAUCGUGGCCAAGGUGGUAUCCCUUGGGUCGACGAUAUCAGCGCGCCCACAGCGCGUACGCGCUUCGCAUCUAUGCACGCGAGCGUUAACCCCUGGGCUCGUGAUAAGCACAGCGCCCCUUCCACGCCCUCUGAGGCUCCCGAGAAAGUGCCUGAUGGAGUCAGCAAUGGGACUCCCAAUGGAGCCUCCAAUUCCGGUGCUGAGGUUCCUCACGAUUCGAAUGCGACCCCUCAUGAGCAGACAUUCGGCGGCAUACCAGAUACCGAUCCGGCCAAGGAGGUUUCCCCCGUGUAAUAUGUAUGACUGAUGAAUUUGACUUCGAAACUGCCUCGUUUUGGCUUCACAUGAAAAUGAAAACGCAUUGAUUUGGAGGGUCUUUUUUAUAGCUUUUUGCAUUCAUUUUGUUUGAGCAAGCUCGUGUCACGUGUAUAGAUACCCUCUUUUAUUUCUAGGAAGCAUUGAUACUGGUAUUUGAUAUUGAUAAUGAU